CAUGGUUACGAACAGCCAAGGAGAGUACGUGUUGUCCGGGCCGCUCGGCAACAUCUUCAACUCCCUGGUCGCCGUGCUGCGCUUCAAUUACACCAUCGCCGUGCCUCGUGAGGUGACAACGGGCAGUCCUCAACCAGACGGGACGUGGACGGGCUCAAUGGGCAUGCUCUUCAGAAACGAAAGCGACUUGGCCAUGGGUCCCUUCUUCCCGGCAGAGGAAAGGCUGGAGUUCGCGAAUCCAACCACGGUGUUCUACCACGAGGAGUUGCGCAUUUUAGCCGGUAGAAAGCACGCCCAGGACAGCAACGUCUUCGGCUACGUCUUGGCCUUUGACUGGAUGGUGAGCGUGGCGCUGUACUGCUAA
Ixodes scapularis (black-legged tick) is the source of this 364-nucleotide messenger RNA. Its product is annotated as probable glutamate receptor. Gene Ontology annotation, molecular function: glutamate-gated receptor activity. The coding region runs from base 2 to 364 and encodes 120 amino acids. The record is from RefSeq and is a predicted model, not a curated record. Gene Ontology annotation, cellular component: membrane. Lineage: Eukaryota; Metazoa; Arthropoda; Arachnida; Ixodida; Ixodidae. The transcript is spliced from 3 exons.